Messenger RNA from Bursaphelenchus okinawaensis, 1196 nucleotides. NCBI's taxonomy places the organism in Eukaryota, Metazoa, Nematoda, Chromadorea, Rhabditida, Aphelenchoididae. The record is from the annotation of a GenBank genome assembly.
AUGGUAAAAAAACCGGUAAAGAAGCCAGUGAAGAAGGUGACAAAUAAGAAGAUCAAAAAGAAGGAGAAGAGUCAGAAGAAAAAGAAAAACUUCUUGUCAUGCUGUUGCAGAAAAAAGGCUAAUAAAGGUAGGUUAUUUUUAAAAAUUUGUCUAAUAAAACUUUGGCUUACAUAUUUUUAUUUGAGUAACUUUAUAUUUUAAGGUUUUUAUGAUUAACUUAGACCUAAAAUAUAACUUAUCUAAAAAUAAAAUUUUUCAGCAUCAAAAAAACCGCCGUCGACUAAAAAAGGCCCCAAGGGACCUCGGAGGAAGGGCCCGUCCAGCAGAAGCAAGAAGAAGUCGGCCAGUUCAUCGAAGAAGCCGUCUCUUCGAACGCCAGUUGCUCCAAAAAGCAUUGACAUUACCCCUCUGGCCCAAACCAAGUCUCCCGACUCCAUCAAAGAAGCUACUCCAACAACACCAAAGCUUGUGGCUAAGAAGAGCAACUCGGAUGACUUGAAAAAGAACGAAAAGAAGGUAGAAGAUGUUAGGAGUCCGGCACAAGAAGAAAUGGAUAAGAAAAAAGUAGAUGAACAAAAAGAAAAGGAAAAACAGAAGAAUGAAGAAAAGGAAAAGACGGAUGAUGACAUUGAUAAGAUGGAUGAAGAGAAGUCCGGCAAGAACAAGAAGAGAAAGGAAGAUGAUAAGGGAAAGAACAAAGGAAGAAAAGAAAAGAAAGAGAAGAAGGAAGAUGAUAAAGAAGAUAAGAGCAAAAGCAAAGGAAGGAAAGAGAAGAAAGAAAAGAAGGAUGAUGAUGAAGGAGAUAAGGAUGAGAAAGUGAAGAGUAAAGGACAGAAAGAGAAGAAAGAUGAUGAUGAUGAAGAAGAGAAAGGCAACAAAAGGCAUGAUAAAGGAAAGAAGAAAAAGAAUGAGACGACCAAGGAUGAAAUGGUAAGUUUUUUUCAUAUCUUCGGUGAUUUAUAUAAUGAUAAACAAUAUCUCCAUAAUGUUUUUGAAUUCAAACAUUUUCGAAAAUUUCAAAAAUUUAAAUUUGAAAAUUUCAGCCCAAGAGCGAGCAAAAGACUGAGAAUUCGGAGGACAUGGAAUGCCCGGUCAUCUCCCGUGGCCAAACACUGAUCUCCAAGUACUUUAUCAGAGACGGAAGAGUCUACAGAAGCCUCACCAUCUCUGCUUGGUACCCAAAGCCAGAAGUUUGA